Messenger RNA from Budorcas taxicolor (takin), 294 nucleotides. It is a transcript of the gene APOC3, whose product is annotated as apolipoprotein C3. Lineage: Eukaryota; Metazoa; Chordata; Mammalia; Artiodactyla; Bovidae. The record is from RefSeq and is a predicted model, not a curated record. Gene Ontology annotation, biological process: lipid transport; negative regulation of very-low-density lipoprotein particle clearance; triglyceride homeostasis. Gene Ontology annotation, molecular function: phospholipid binding; lipase inhibitor activity; high-density lipoprotein particle receptor binding. Gene Ontology annotation, cellular component: very-low-density lipoprotein particle; spherical high-density lipoprotein particle; intermediate-density lipoprotein particle. The transcript has 3 exons. The coding region runs from base 1 to 294 and encodes 97 amino acids.
AUGCAGCCCCGGCUGCUCCUUCUUGCUGCCUUCCUGGCACUCCUGGCCUUGCCCGAAACUACCAAGGCCGAGGAGGGAUCCCUGCUGGACAAGAUGCAGGGCUAUGUGAAGGAGGCCACCAAGACCGCCAAGGAUGCCCUGAGCAGUGUUCAGGAGUCCCAGGUGGCCCAGCAGGCCAGAGACUGGAUGACUGAGAGCUUCAGCUCCCUGAAAGACUACUGGAGCUCGUUCAAGGGCAAGUUCACUGACUUCUGGGAAUCUGCCUCCAAUCCCUCCAGUCCUGAGGCCGCCUGA